Mollisia scopiformis is the source of this 1845-nucleotide messenger RNA. RefSeq lists its product as uncharacterized. The record is from RefSeq and is a predicted model, not a curated record. NCBI's taxonomy places the organism in Eukaryota, Fungi, Ascomycota, Leotiomycetes, Helotiales, Mollisiaceae. Bases 1 to 1845 code for a protein of 614 amino acids. The transcript has 4 exons.
AUGGCUUCUUACGAUUUCGACGCCGAGCGAGCGAAGAUCUUGGAAUACGAGGGUAGAACGGAAGCAGUAGAGCGCAGGGGACCUACCCGAAGAUACGAGUUUCAGGAACCUGAAGGAUGGUCGAUAAAAGUACGGGAGGCAUAUGACAAGGCAACCAAGGUUCCAUUUGAGUUGUCAGAUGAGGAGAGAGAGAGAGCCAGGAACCUCGAUAUACAAGAUGAGCAAAUCCGAUGGCACAAGGAGAACGGCAACAUUGUCAGAGAUGAUAAUGAGGUUGUCGCAAACCCAGCUGGGAGAGAGCUGACUGUGUAUCUUGCACAUAUCGGAUCGAUAAUCUUGGGCAGGGAAAAGUGGGACGGAUACAUGGCCAGACUUAUCACUGCCACGGAUCAAUUCAAUGCUCAUGUUCCUCCUACCCCACCAGAGGUAGGAGAGAAACGAUUCAGAUUGAAUUGUGAAGCAGAUAAAGCUAGGGCUGAGCAGUUAGGGUAUCUAUAUAGCACUAACCAUAUUUCCUUCAGACGCGAAACCGGCCAAAGAAAUCAAGAGCCUGCGUUCACGAACGAAACGAUUGCUAGCCGCCACAAAUUCUCAGCCAUAGUUCGAUACAUGCAGGAAGUGACCUGGAUGAUACAAAUAAUCGGUAUGGCAGAGGCGGUAAUAUUCCCUGAGCAGUACAAAAGGGCUCGAGCUGUGGUACAACAUUGGGAGCAACAGUCAGAAUUCAAGACCAUAGUUACCGAUCGGGAGGUCACCACCACAACUGUCCUCAAUUCCAAUACGGUCUCAGAUCCACAUUGGGACGCUACUGAUGCCGAGGGUACAAUGACAGCGCUCCAAGUUUGGGGGGACUUCGAUAACAAAGAAGGAGGACAUUUUGUCAUCCCAAUAACCAACAGAAUGUAUGCUAUGUAUACCGACUCCCUCGUGUGGAUGCUUUCCCAAGAAAUCAUGCAUUACACAAGCCGCCCAGUCACUGGUCAGAGAUUUAGUGUUGUGCAUAUUACACAAAAGGAUUUGGCCAACUUUGAUGCAAUAAGUCUACCACCAACACCAGCGGAGAAGGCUGCUUUCGUGCGAGAAGCUCGGGAGGAUGAUGAGUCAGACAGCUGUCCGUUCUGCGACCAAGGACCUUAUUCAGGUGGUCUUCAGUCAAUCAACAAGCACCUCAUAAGUAUCAUUGUUCGUGGUGGUGAUGACAAACACCCACUGGACGAGAUCACGAACUGGAAAGAAUGGGCAUCAGCAGAAAUGGCAAAGCGAGGUCUGAAGCGUCGCAACGACCGUAGUGCAGCCAAGAAAGCUGCUAAACGCCAACUUGACGAGGACUCUGAGGCGGAACACGAAGUCGACCAGGCACCAGGCCCCAAGCGACGGAAGUUAGCAAAGCUCGAGGUAUCAUAUGAGUACGAGCGUUACGCUGCUGCUCUCUUCACGGAAGACUCAACAGAGAAGCCACUUGAGAGUCGUUUGCAAAGCCAUAUGAUGCCACCAAGGCUUGAAAUACCUGCUGGAUGGGUCGUCACACCACCGUUCACACCUGUCGGCCAACCACCGCCCACUCCAGGCUUCACACCCAUAUGGCAGGAGUCCAGUCGCUUCCCAGGCCACUGGCGAUGCGACUUUGGAAAUGAUAAGACCAUGUAUCUGGGAGGGCCACCCAGAAUUAUCGGGGGCUUGGGGAACUACGACAUCAUCGUAUUCGGAUUCUCUUCUGAUGCUGAGCUCGAUAAGGUUGACACAUACCAACUUAUCUUGAAGAACUUCAUCGCAUCGUACCCAGAUACCCUCCCCGUCGACGACGUACUAAUGCAGAGAGACUUCAUGCUUCGCAGAAACUCAUGA